AUGGCUACAUCGUGUUUUAAACCGUUUCGACUGCGAACAUUGAAGAGUAAAACACCUUCAACAUUAAUCCCUUCCACUUAUAGAAACAACAAAUUAAUAUCUGAAAGCAACAAUAUGGAGAGGAAAAGAUUUGAAAGUUUGGAAUCGUGGUCAACGAUAUUGGAUUCGGAAAAUUUCGAAACUUGGGAAGAAUCUGAGGAUCAUGAAGAAUGGGCUGUUGAUCUUCCUCAGUUAUUUGUAGGUAAUAAAUUUGCAUCUGGAGCACACAGUAGAAUCUAUGGAGGGAUUUAUAAGCAGAGAGCAGCUGCUGUAAAAAUGGUGAGGAUUCCAACUCAUAAGGAAGAGAAUAAAGCUUUGCUUGAACAUCAAUUCGAGUCUGAAGUUGCCCUUCUUUCACGUUUAUAUCAUCCCAACAUCGUGCAGUUCCUUGAUGCGUGUAAGAAGCCUCCAGUGUACUGUAUUGUCACCGAGUACAUGUCACGAGGGAAUUUAAGGAUGUAUCUUAACAAGAAAGAGCCAUACUCGCUUUCAAUCGAGACUAUUCUGAGGUUAGCCCUUGAUAUUUCACGAGGAAUGGAGUAUCUUCAUUCACAAGGGGUGAUACAUAAAGACCUCAAAUCGAACAACUUGCUCUUAAAUGACGAGAUGCGUGUUAAGGUUGCAGAUUUUGGUACUUCUUGUCUCAAAACACAGUGCAAGAAAACCAAAGGAAAUAAAGGAACUUACCGGUGGAUGGCACCCGAGAUGAUCAAAGAGAAACCGUACACCCAGAAAGUCGAUGUCUAUAGUUUUGGGAUCGUGCUAUGGGAACUCAUGACGGCCUUGCUUCCUUUUCAAGGAAUGACUCCAGUGCAAGCUGCAUUUGCUGUGGUUGAUAAGAACGAGCGACCUCCAUUGCCAGCCAAUUGUCAACCUGCGCUUGCACACCUUAUAAAGAGCUGCUGGGCAGCAAAUCCCUCAAAGCGGCCAGAUUUUAGCGACAUCGUGUCUGCACUAGAAAAAUACAAUGAGUGUGUCAAGGAAGGACUCCCGCUUACUCUUCAUUCGGGGUUAGUCACCCGAAAUGCCAUUCUUGAACGCUUAAAAGAUUGGAACUUAUCCGAUAAGGAAUUUCGCUAUCUUAAGACCCUCGUAGUCAGGGCCGCCAUUUACCAAGUUUGCAGCAGCGAUCUCACAGUAGCGACGUCAGGACGCUGCUGCAGUUCGCGGCAGAGUCGCGACGCCGCCGCUGUUCGCGAACGAUAG
Molecule: messenger RNA, 1245 nt
Organism: Fraxinus pennsylvanica
Lineage: Eukaryota; Viridiplantae; Streptophyta; Magnoliopsida; Lamiales; Oleaceae
Source: the annotation of a GenBank genome assembly